Molecule: messenger RNA, 837 nt
Organism: Colletotrichum higginsianum IMI 349063
Lineage: Eukaryota; Fungi; Ascomycota; Sordariomycetes; Glomerellales; Glomerellaceae
Product: Nefa-interacting nuclear protein
Exons: 2
Coding region: 1-837 (278 amino acids)
Cellular component (GO): nucleus
Source: RefSeq, a predicted model, not a curated record
AUGUCGCGUUUCGUGUCGGCGGGCGCGAUCAACGCCGAGACGGGCGAGGUCGUCGUCGCAGAGGAGACGAAGAAGGGAGAUGAUGGUGUCGGCGGCGCUGCUGCUGCUGCCGCUUCUGCCGUCGAGCCGCGAAAGAACGCCGAGUGGGAGAUUGUGCAGAGGGAGCUCGAGGCGGAGAGGAAGAGGAGGGAGGAGGCGCGGCUCAAGAGCGUUGAGGGCGGCGAAAGGAGUCUGUACGACGUUUUGCAGGCGAACAAGGCCGCGAAACAGGCCGCGUUCGAGGAGGCCAACAAAAUCAAGAACCAGUUCCGGGCGCUCGACGACGACGAGAUCGAUUUCCUCGACGAGGUGCGCGCGGCGAAGCGGGCGGAGGAGGAGAGGGUGAGGCGGGAGACGGAGGAGGGGCUCGCUGCGUUCCGGAGGGCGCAGGGCGGCGGCGUGAACCUGAAGAGGCCUGGCGGGGGGGAUGUCGGGGACGGGGACGGAGGUCAGGGCGGGACCGGCGCUUCUGCUGUUGCGGCGGCGGCUGUCGAUUCGGGAGCGGGAGGAGAGGGAGACGGGGUAGGAGGGGAAGAGGAGUGGGCUGUUGGGCCGAGGAAGCGGAGGAGAAGGGAGAGGGAGAGGGGGUUUGGGGUGAAGAGAGGACGGUCUGGGGAUGGAGUAGAGGGGGUGAACACGACGACGACAACGACGACAGAGGAGAAGGGGGCGGAUGGGGAGAAGGCCCAGAGCAGCGGCGAGGAGAAGAGUGGCGUCGUCAAGGCCAACCCGUCGCCGCCGCCGACGAAGGGCAAGUUGAGUCUCGUGGCGUAUGGCUCCGACUCGGACGAUGACUAA